AUGAUGUUCUUUUGGUUUGUAUUUAUUUUACAUCUAACAAUAAGUCAAGAUAUAAUAUCUCCAUAUAUAUUUUCUGAUUGUAAACAUUUAAUAUUACCUGUUCGUUGUCAAUGUUAUCAUUCAGGUCAUGAAUCUCAAUUACGAUGUCUUAAAAGUGAACUUCAUUCAUUACCUAAAUUACCAAAUAAUAUGCGCUGGAAUGCACUCGAUUUUUCAUUUAAUUAUAUAACAUCUGUUGACAAUUAUGUAUUUGCUGAUAUAUAUGUUGAAAAAAUAAAUUUAAAUUCAAAUUAUAUUCGUCGAAUUGAAAUAACAGCAUUUGAUCAAAUUAAAAAUUUAAAACAAUUAUUUAUUAAUAAUAAUCAAUUGAAAGAACUUUAUCCUCAAACAUUACUGUCACCAGGUGUCAGUUUACAAACAUUGGAUGUGUCUCACAAUCAAUUUCCAUAUUUGGAUAUUGGACAAAUUCUUCUUAAUUUACCUUUAUUAAAACAAUUUCAUCUUGUAUCAUGUCAUUUAAAUGAUACAAGUAUUUAUACAUUAUUAAAAUUAACUCAAAAUACAACUGAUGAAUAUAAUCAAACGAUUGUAGGACGUGGUCAUUAUUAUUUAGAAAUGCUUGAUUUAAGUUAUAAUAAUUUAACAACAAUAUGUUAUCAUUUAUUUGAUGGUUUAUAUAAUCUUAUUGAGCUUCGUCUGGAACAUAAUUCAAUACGCUUAAUUGACAAUAAUUUUCUUCGUUCAUUUUUACAAAUAAAAAUUUUAAAUUUAGCACAUAAUUCAUUACAACAUGUACCUAAAUUAUCUAGUCGUUCAUUAGAAACUUUAAAUUUUUCAUCAAAUCAUAUUCAUUAUAUUAGUGAUUAUUUUGCAUCGAAUCUUCAUGGAAUACGUUUCAUUGAUUUCGAUUAUAAUAAACAUUUAAACAAUACAUCAAUACGUGCAUUUUGUUUUUUGAAUAUAUUAUCAUUAGAAAAAUUAACAUUUCGUUCAAAUAAUCUUAUAUCAUUAAAUACAUUUAGCGAAUUAUUAUGUCGUUUAAUUAAUACAACAACAAAUGAAAUAAAUCAAAUUGAUAUUAAUAAUAAUAUUAAUUUAAAAUGUAAUUGUACAUUAAUAAAAUUUCGAAAAUAUUUAAAUAAUUACAAUGAUUUAACAUGUACACAACAAGGACAAGAUCGAUAUUAUAUAUCAAAAUUAACAAAUUGGUUUUCUCAUUGUUCAUAUGAUAUUUGUUUAGAUGGACAACAACAUACAAAAUUAAAUCUUUGUAAUUGGGCAGAUGCUGAACGUGCUACAUAUGAAGGAACAUGUGAAGCAAAAUUGAAAGCAAGUGAGAAGAAAAAAAAGAUUAAGUCACAAUCAACAUCGACAAAAACAACACUUAUUAAUGCACAAUAUCUGGAAAAUACUACGGAAAGAGGAAAUUUAACGACUAUAGAAAAUACGAAUACAAUAGAUCAUUUUGAUUGUCUACAAAUUGUACAUAAUUACGAAGAUAUAACUCGUUAA
This is a messenger RNA of Rotaria sp. Silwood1, 1512 nucleotides long. The record is from the annotation of a GenBank genome assembly. Lineage: Eukaryota; Metazoa; Rotifera; Eurotatoria; Philodinida; Philodinidae.